Peronospora matthiolae is the source of this 207-nucleotide messenger RNA. NCBI's taxonomy places the organism in Eukaryota, Oomycota, Peronosporomycetes, Peronosporales, Peronosporaceae. The record is from the annotation of a GenBank genome assembly.
AUGAACGUCAUGUUCCUGGUCUUUGCUGGGUUCAACCCGCCUGCUGCUGCCAUCCCGGACCGUUACCAAUGGCUCCAUGACGUCACUCUACAGCGCUAUUCUCUCCCGAUCCUCGUCUCGCUUGUGUUCGGCAACUGUCCUGAACAUCCGGUGUAUGAUGAGGUUACGAAGGGGUACACCAACGUGCGGUCGGAACUCGCGUGUUAA